AUGGCAAACUCUCUAAGUCUUUCAGGUGGCCAUUUGCCCGAACCCGAAUCUUCCUCCAGUCCUCGGCUUGUUCGACAACGGCCUGAUCAGCGAUCUGGUGAGGCCACUUUAUCUCAGUCUGAUCCAAUCCCUUCGACUUCCUCUCUUCCUAUCCAUCAUACUACUUUGCAAACCACCUCCAUUCAUGACGGCUUUAUCCUGGCGACUGGACAGACACAACUUCCUCUUUAUUACACCGUUCACCCACUGGCCAUUCAUCCGGGUUCCGGAGGCCAGGAGCAUGUUUAUCAAACGACAGCUUCUGAGACAUCGGCUUCUGUAGCGGCUUCCAUUUCAGGUCACGACCAGCAAACGGCGAAUUCUUGCGUAGCCUUGGGCGGUUGUACCAACUCUUUAUCUUAUGUUGGUAGCCUGCCUCUGGUGCAGCUUCACGCCUCGCCUCAACUUCAUCAGCAACAGCAACAUAGCCGCCUUUCCUUCCAGCCUAUGAACCACCAGCAGUCUCAACAACAUCAGCAGCAGGAACAACAACGCUCACUCGCUGUGCAGAUUUCUCAACAAUCCGGAAGCUCAAGUGUGAGCUCCAACUCUUUGAGUCCUCUUAAAGUGGCCAUUGUUUCUGCUACCACGACUCCUAUUUCAACUACAACAUCUGCAUCGAACUCUGGCACCUGGCCAGUCGUCUGCUUGCCCGAUUCGACAGAUAGUGUUGUUUACACGUUAGACCCCAGCACAGCUCUUGGGACGAGUUCCAGCGUAGACGGCCACUUUGACAGCUCACAUUCUCAGUCAACUGCAAGCCGCAGAGCUAUACAGCUGAGAAUGGAGAAUAUUUCAUCUUCUGUAGCUCCUAAAACUCCGUCCGUGUCUUUGGGUGCAAGCACCAUCACUAGCUCUUCCUCUACUCCUUCCUCUGUUGCUACCAGCGCCACUACUACUAUUACCCCUUCAUUUACGAAUUCCGACUGUUCAACAGUCAGUGAGCAUGUGGCUCGGACGAAGGCGCCUAACUGUUUCGAGCCGACUGCAGUCUCCUCUUCUUCAUCCUUCGACACCCCAGCUUACCAUCCAUGGCAGGUAAUGACAUCGGCGAUAGCUCAACAACAUCAACCACAGCCACAACAGCAGCUUCAUGAGACGGGCUUCCUUCAUGAAGUUGAAACCUCAGGUGGUAAGUAG
Molecule: messenger RNA, 1179 nt
Organism: Protopolystoma xenopodis
Lineage: Eukaryota; Metazoa; Platyhelminthes; Monogenea; Polystomatidea; Polystomatidae
Source: the annotation of a GenBank genome assembly